CUCUCUCUCUCUCUCUCGAUCGAACAACAAUGGCGAACAGGUCACAUAAGAGUUUCUUCAUGCCAAUGUUUUGUCGAUUCUCCAUAAAUGACACCGUCAAACCUGCCAAAUGCUCCGAUUCCUCUUCCGCAGAUCCAUCAUCCCCAAAACUCAGCUGCAUAGGCCAAAUCAAAAAGAGAUCCACCAACACCAACAACAUCAACAUCAAUGGCAACGAUCGAUUCCUUUCUUGCAGGUUCUCGGCUUCCACCACCGGAAAAUCCUCCGUUCAUAGUUACAUCAAGCUCCACAGACUCUUCUCCGGCAAAAACCUAAUUUCGCCAGGCAUUGACGCUGUUUCUAUCAACACUUGUAGCAGUAAAUCUGUGACGAAGAGAAGUAGAAGUUGUAAUGGUAGAGGAGGAAAACCGAUUGGUACGAAGAAAUAUUACAUGACUAGUAGUGGUGAUCAGGAUGCUAUGAGAGUUACGGUGGCUGAAGAACUAGAUCCGCCAUUGCCGGUGAUGACUAGUAGUGGUGAACAGGAUACUAUGAGAGUUACGGUGGCUGAAGAAUUAGAUCCGCCAUUGCCGGUGGUGAAAACUCGCCGCGGAGAUCAAGAAGCGAAUGUAAAUCUAUGUAAGAGACGUGGUAUCGAAAUGAAAACUCUCCAGAUUCAACCAAUUCAAUUGCGUAUAGAUCAUAAUACCAACAAUAACAAUGGCAAAUUUUCACUUCCGACAUCAGCAUCAACCUUCUGAUCAAUCAUCAGAUCAGGGAUCGCAAAAGACUUUCCCUCUGUUUUCACGUGUUCAUGUAUUCCAUGUUUGGAACAUAGCUUGUGUUUGUUAUAACUAAAGU
Cynara cardunculus var. scolymus (artichoke) is the source of this 840-nucleotide messenger RNA. RefSeq lists its product as uncharacterized. The transcript has 2 exons. The record is from RefSeq and is a predicted model, not a curated record. Bases 30 to 740 code for a protein of 236 amino acids. Lineage: Eukaryota; Viridiplantae; Streptophyta; Magnoliopsida; Asterales; Asteraceae.